GAUGACCAAAUCAAUGCUCAUCUUUCUCUUCCUUUACCUCAAUGCAGGAGGGCAUGUGAAAUUUGCUAAUGGAACGGCAACUUGGUGUGUGGCAAAAUUUUCAGCAAGUGAAGUUGAACUGAAUGAAAACAUAGAAUAUGCUUGUAACAUGUUGGGGGAUUGCAAGAUUAUUCAAGUUGGUGGAUCUUGUUUCUACCCAAACACACCCUUAAACCAUGCCUCUGUUGUUAUGAAUCAAUACUAUGCUAAGUAUGGAAGAAAUGCUUGGGAUUGUUACUUUUCUGGGUCUGCCCUAAUUGUUGUCACUGAUCCAAGUUAUGGGAGCUGCAAAUAUGCAUAGUGGAAGAUGAGAAGCUCUGAUGGAAGAUAUAUGGA
Trifolium pratense (red clover) is the source of this 375-nucleotide messenger RNA. Its product is annotated as major pollen allergen Ole e 10-like. The record is from RefSeq and is a predicted model, not a curated record. NCBI's taxonomy places the organism in Eukaryota, Viridiplantae, Streptophyta, Magnoliopsida, Fabales, Fabaceae. The transcript has 4 exons. Bases 2 to 340 code for a protein of 112 amino acids.